GGAAUCCACAGCAGAUUAGUAGAGUCCUACUUUGAGAAGGUGGUCGCGUUCAUCUUGGAAGUGCUCUAUAGGCGUUCUACACGCUCCACACGCUCCACACGCUCCACACGGAUAGGUGGAGCCUUGUUCUUAAAAUUACAAGUUUAACUGGUUCUUAUCGAUCUUGCCAUGGCCUGGACCGGGAAGCUGCUGAUUCUAUGCGGUGUACUCUUCCUGGGAUGCGUGCUGGCCGAGGAGAAGAGUGAAUCCGCCAGGGUCGCCUGUUACUUCAGCAAUUGGGCCAUAUACCGGCCUGGAAUUGGGAAGUAUGGUAUAGACGACGUGCCGGGGGAUCUGUGCACUCACGUGAUCUACUCCUUCAUCGGCGUGAGCAACGUCACCUGGGAGGUCCUGGUCCUGGAUCCUGAGCUGGACAUUGAUCAGAAUGGCUUCAAGAACUUCACUAAUCUCAAGUACAAGUUUCCGGGCUUGAAGACCCAAUUGGCCGUGGGGGGGUGGGCCGAGGGUGGCCGCAAGUACAGCAACAUGGUGGCCGUGAAGGAGCGUCGGGACAGUUUCAUUAGAAGCGUCGUCGAGUACAUGCACAAGUAUGAUUUCGACGGAUUCGACCUGGACUGGGAGUAUCCUGGGGCUGCUGACAGAGGGGGCAAGUUCUCCGACAAGGAUAAGUUCCUGUACUUUGUCGAGGAGUUGCGCAGGGCCUUCGACCGGGAGGAAAAGGAUUGGGAGAUAACGAUGGCGGUGCCCUUGGCGAAGUUUCGAUUGCAGGAGGGCUACCACGUUCCCGAACUCUGCGAAAACUUGAACUUUAUACAUGUGAUGUCCUAUGAUCUUCGUGGAAACUGGGCAGGGUUCGCAGAUGUACAUAGUCCACUGUACAAGCGGCCACACGAUCAAUGGGCUUACGAGAAACUGAACGUGAACGACGGUCUGCAACUGUGGGUCGAUAUGGGCUGCCCAGCGAACAAGCUGGUAGUUGGAAUUCCGUUCUACGGGCGCAGUUUCACCCUGAGCAACAGCAACAAGAACUACAAUCUCGGAACGUACAUCAACAAGGAAGCAGGAGGCGGUGCUCCGGGUAAUUACACCCAAGCCAAAGGCUUCCUGGCCUAUUACGAAAUCUGUCCCGAAGUCAACGAUCCGGAGUCUGGCUGGACCAAGGAAUGGGACGCCGUCGGCAAGGUCCCCUACGCCUACAAAGGUACGCAGUGGGUCGGGUACGAGGAUCCCAAGAGCGUGCAGAUCAAGAUGGAUUUCAUAAAGUCCAAGGGUUACGCGGGAGCAAUGACCUGGGCUAUCGAUAUGGAUGAUUUUCAAGGGCUUUGCGGGCAGACUAACCCACUGAUAAGGAUACUCCACGAUAACCUCAGGAAUUACAAAGUCCCAAGUCCUUCGUACAACACUACACCCAGGCCCGAGUGGGCCAGACCUCCCAGUACUCCGGCCUCGAAGGACGAAGGCAAGUACAAGCCUACGAAGAAGCCUCCGGCACACAUUACCGAACCUACGACCAGGAUCCCGACUCCUGCUCACAAGCCAAUAUCUGUCACUACGCCUUGGAGGGAGACCGAGGAGACGACGAAGCCUACGAGGCCAAUGAAACCCACAACCACGACUGCCAAACCCGUGACUAAUGAAAUUGAUGAGGAUUCUAAUGAGAUCAAGUGUGCUGACGAGGACUUUAUGCCGGCGAAGGAUUGCAUUCUGUAUUACAGAUGCGUCUAUGGAAAACCAUUGAAGUUCCAGUGUCGCGAUGGUACAGUCUAUAACACAGGAAAAUUCAUAUGCGAUUGGCCGGAGAAUGCUGACCGCGAAGAAUGCAGGAGAAAAUAAUUAGACAGACGGAUCGUAUUAAUUAUUUAUAAGGAGGAAGUUAACUUUUAUGAAAAUUAGAGUAAUAUUAAUUAAUCGAAGACAAUGAUGACUCAUAGGUUUUAUAUAGAGACUGAGCUGUACGGAUAAACUACAGUCAUAAGUAAUGCAAAGUUAUAUAUAAUAAAUAUAUUACAAUAUCUCUAA
Molecule: messenger RNA, 2019 nt
Organism: Cephus cinctus (wheat stem sawfly)
Lineage: Eukaryota; Metazoa; Arthropoda; Insecta; Hymenoptera; Cephidae
Product: endochitinase
Exons: 9
Coding region: 169-1833 (554 amino acids)
Biological process (GO): chitin catabolic process; carbohydrate metabolic process
Cellular component (GO): extracellular region
Molecular function (GO): chitinase activity; chitin binding
Source: RefSeq, a predicted model, not a curated record